GAGCUCAAGGCCAGCCUGAACCGCAUAGCGAGACCCUGCCUCAGAAAGAAAGAAAAAAAGGGGAGCACAUCAUAUUGUCUGGACGUACAUGUUUUUCCUUUACCAUUAUGAAAACCCAGGGUUUUGCAUCAAGCUACAUCCCCAGCCCUUUUUAUUUUGAGGCAGGGCCUCGAACUUUUGAUCUUCUGUUUCAGCCUCCCGAAUAGCUAGGAUUACAGGCGUGCGCCACCACCUCCGGCAAGAUGUACAGGACCCUUGAUGGACAAAUCCCAGAUAGGAUUUGAAAGAAUCACUAGAGUACCAGCGCCGAACUGAGCAAACUUGCUGGUUGCCACUGUAGCAGAGCGGACUGGGGCCUUGCCCCGCCCCUUCCGCCUUACGUCUGACGUCACAGCGCGCGGGCUCGAAGGCUUUGAUCCGCAGGGUUUAAAUGCCUCUGGGUCCGUCCAGCCGUGUAAGUAAGCGCGGCGUUUGAAAUGCAGCGAGACUUAGUGAGUUUCCCGCUGUCUCCAGCGGUGCGAGUGAAGCUGGUGUCAGCAGGUUUCCAGAGUGCUGAGGAGCUCCUGGAGGCGAAACCUUCCGAACUCAGCAAAGAAGUUGGAAUAUCUAAAGAGGAAGCCUUAGAAACUCUGCAAAUUGUAAGAAGAGAAUGUCUCACAAAUAAACCAAGAAAUGAUAGUACACCUGAUACUUCAUGCAAGAAGUAUACAGCCCUGGACCUUCUUGAGCAAGAGCAUACCCAAGGCUUCAUAGUUACCUUCUGUUCAGCCCUAGAUAAUGUUCUUGGGGGUGGCAUACCCUUAAUGAAAACAACAGAAAUUUGUGGUGUACCAGGCGUUGGAAAAACACAAUUAUGUAUGCAAUUGGCAGUAGAUGUGCAGAUACCAGAAUGUUUUGGAGGAGUGGCAGGUGAAGCCAUUUUCAUUGAUACAGAGGGAAGUUUUAUGGUUGACAGAGUGGUAGACCUUGCUACUGCCUGCAUUCAGCACCUUCAGCUUAUAGCAGGAACACACACGGACGAGGAACACCAGAAAGCUUUGGAGGAUUUUACUCUUGAAAAUAUUCUUUCCCAUAUUUAUUAUUUUCGUUGUCAUGAUUACACAGAACUACUGGCACAAGUUUAUCUUCUUCCUGAUUUCCUUUCAGAUCAUUCAAAGGUUCGAUUAGUGAUAGUAGAUGGCAUUGCUUUUCCUUUUCGUCAUGACCUUGACGACCUAUCCCUUCGUACUCGGUUGCUAAAUGGCUUGGCACAGCAAAUGAUCAGCCUUGCAAAUCAUCACAGAUUAGCUGUAAUUUUAACCAACCAAAUGACAACAAAGAUAGAUAAAAAUCAGGCUUUGCUAGUUCCUGCUUUAGGGGAGACUUGGGGUCAUGCUGCUACAAUUAGGCUGAUUUUUCACUGGGACCAAAAACAAAGGUUAGCAACAUUGUACAAAUCACCAAGCCAGAGAGAGUGCACAGUAAUGUUUGAAAUCACACCUCAGGGAUUUAGAGAUGCUGUUGCUACUUCGUGUUCAUUGCAAACGGAAGGUUCAUUGAAUUCUCGGAAACGAUCACGAGAUCCAGAUGAAGAACAGUAACCCCGAAACUUAUUUUAUGAGGACAUCAAAGUUGGGCUUACUCAGAAAGGCUUGAGAACUCGUGGAAAUUAUGUCCUACCUACUUUCAAAAUACAAAACUACAAGGUAAAAGACAAAAGCCAAAUGUAAGAAAACUUCCAUUAAGAAUUUAUAUAAAUUGGGCUAGGGCUGUAGCUCUGUGGCAGAGCACACGCCUAGCACACAUGAGGUCCUGGGUUCAUUUCCCUUACAGUGCAAAAAAUAAAUAAAUAAACAACAACAAAAACCUUUAAAAAAAAGAAUUUAUAUAAAUCAAGGUCCAAAGGGGAGGGGGAAGCAUAAUUAUUAUAUAACAAUUACUGCUGUGUUCUUUUUUUAAAAAAAAGUUAGCCAAGUAUGGUUGUGUACACCUGUCAUCCUUGCUCUUGGGGAGGCUGAGGCAGGAGGAUAACAAGUUCCAGUCCAGCUGUGGCAACUUAGCAGCUGAGACCUGGACUCAUAAAAAAUGAAAAAGGGCUGGAGAUGUAGCUCCAUGCAAGGACCCUGGGUCUAAG
Molecule: messenger RNA, 2113 nt
Organism: Chinchilla lanigera (long-tailed chinchilla)
Lineage: Eukaryota; Metazoa; Chordata; Mammalia; Rodentia; Chinchillidae
Gene: Rad51c
Product: RAD51 paralog C
Exons: 10
Coding region: 477-1580 (367 amino acids)
Biological process (GO): meiotic DNA recombinase assembly; DNA repair; reciprocal meiotic recombination
Cellular component (GO): Rad51B-Rad51C-Rad51D-XRCC2 complex; replication fork; Rad51C-XRCC3 complex
Molecular function (GO): crossover junction DNA endonuclease activity; ATP-dependent DNA damage sensor activity; four-way junction DNA binding
Source: RefSeq, a predicted model, not a curated record